GAACGUAGUUGAUAAACACGGUUUUGGGAACGUUAACACCAGAAUAAGAACACACAUACGUGUUCGGGCAUGAAGUGGGGGAACUCCAACUUUCGGUUGAAAAACUCACAAUGAUCAUGAUAAUUAUGUAAGGACAGGUGUUUGGCGAGGGUACUGAAGUCACAACAUGUUCGUUACUCCAACCGUUUAUUUUUUACUGGAGUGAAAGUGCGCGAAAUAAUAUGGCGAGCCUAACUGAUGUGUUCACGGAAAAGGAAAGGACAAACUGGCUGAAAGCGUGGCUGGCAGUAGACAUUGCAAAAUCUGGCUUAGAGCAUUUUGUUGACAAAGAGGCUCAGAUUGUCCAUGCUGACAUUUACAAAGUUGUCACUUCCAGAUUUGGUACAGCAAAUAUCAAUCAAGUUCGUGAUGAAAUAAAGAAAAGACAUAGGUAUGGAAACGGUUCGUGGAACAACGCAUCAGAAAAGCAAUGGUCAUCUCAUGCAUGGGAAAUAGCUAAAUGCUAUUUCCCCCCGGACGGCUAUUCGGGAAAUAUGUCAGCUCAUGACACUGACUUUAACGGAAUCAUCAAUUUUAUGUUGAACUGCCUUCACUUUGACAGCAAGUUUUCUUUUCCAAUAACAACGGGAAAGCAAACCACUCAAGCACAGUGUCCUUUGUAUAAGGCUCGUGAAAUCGUUAAAGCUGUCCGUCACUCUUCCCAAAUGAAGGUCACAGAUGCUGAUCUCCAAUGCUAUUUUACAACAUUAAAUGAUCUACUGAGCGAUUCACGAUCUCUUGGUGCUGACAGCGGGGCCCAAAAUGCUGUGGUGAAAUUAGCCCAGUUGGAAAAAGAUGUCUUAAGAUUAACUACAGAGGAGAUGAUUCACUUCCUGAAAGCUGUUGAUACAACUUUAAAGCAGAACCUGACAGACGUGGCUGACACAUCAAUGACUGAGCUUCGUGAAUGCAGAGAUUUGUGUUUAAAAAAAAUUGAAGACUAUCUGGAGACAUGUAAACAAGACCUAUCGAAACAGGCAGAUAUGCAUAAACAUGAUAUAGAUGCACACGUCAAUAUACACAAAAGUGGUAUAGAUGAUCACACGGACAAAUGCAAACAAGACAUUGAUAAGCACGCAGACAAACGCAUAAGGGUAUACAAUGAACAGUUCUCGAAUUUUCCUUUCACUGAAACAGCUUACAAGCAUGGCUGUACAGAAAUGCUCCGAUUAUUGACAACGUUUUACAAGAAAGCUCUUAAUUACAUUAUCACGUCUCCACUGAACGAAUGCAUUCGAGAAAAGUUAGGGGACAUUUAUAUGCCACCUAAAGUUCAGCUGAUGACAGGGAACAAAUGGUCAUUUCAGAAGACCGGCGUACACAUCACUAAAUAUAAAAAUAUGAUCUUAACGGAUGGAAAAUUAAACGAGAAGAUUUUUAUCCAAGGCGAAGCUGGGACUGGUAAAUCCACGUUUAUUGCCAAGUUAGCUAUUGACUGGUGCUGUAUUACAACACAAGUUACAGAACAGCUACAGAGUGACACUAUAACCAUAGCUGAUACUGCUACGCCAACGAAAGGCUCUACUUUUUUUCAAGAUUUAAAAACUUUACAAUUAUUCAAGUUUGUCAUCGUCAUCAAGUUAAGGAAUUCUGUAAAGCAAUUGGAAAUUUCAAAAAUGAUCAAAACACAGUUAAUUGACUUAAUGUACUCAUCUGAAGAAGAUCGAGAAAAGGCGAACAAACUGCUGAAUGAAAUAAUGAAACGCGAACGUUGCUUAAUAUUGCUGGAUGGACUGGAUGAAUGGACUGAUCCAGGAGGUGGAUACCUACCGACGUUGGCAGAAUGCCACAACCAAUGCAUUAUGUUGUUUACAACUCGACCGUGGAAAUUGGCCGAAGGGAAAGUUUUCCAUUCCGAUAUCAACGUAUUGGUGAAUUUGGACGGAGUCAAUGAGCCGAUGAAGCUUAGCAAAAACAUCAUGAGUUGUAUAAUUGACAGAAACGAGCUGGAAAACAAGUACGCAGAAUUUAAGCGUUACGUACGGGAACAUAAUCUUAACAAUUUGCUGUUGUCACCAAUGAUGCUUUCUGUAAUUGUAUGCGCAUUUGCAGAGGGAAUGGCAACGAAAGGCUCUAAAUGUAAAUUAUACUGUGUCUUGCUGGAAAGUCUUCUAAAGAAGGCGAGCAGCGAAACCAGAAAAUUUCAAGAUCCGCCCUUUCCGUGUUUUGCAGAGACGCAAUACAUUCAACCUAAUAUCGAACAUGUAAAUCGUCUUGCUGAAGCGGCAUUUCAUUUGCUGUUUUCAAACAAAAGGGAAAAUUCCCUUGUAUUUGGAAUUGAGGAAUUACAGACAUAUCUUGGGGAAGAACACAUAGACGUUGCAUUGAAAUCUGGCAUUCUAUCCGCAAUAAACCAAGCAUCUCUGCUACGAUCAUGUCCUCAUUUUGGUUCAUCCAUAAAAGCGUACAAGAAUUCCUAGCUGCACACCAUAUCGCACGCAAUCCACAGGUACUUGACGGCGUCAUUUCCGGAUACCUCAAACGCAGUGACAGUUCAUACCUUGAUAUCACUGAAGUGUUAAUAUUUCUUUGCGGACUAGACAUUUUGUCUGCAAAUAAGCUUUCUUACAUGAUGGAUAAAUGUGACCAGCUUCAUUACAACGAUAACAAGUUCAACUCCAGCCCGUUUCAGCACUGUGUCCUGUCUGGAUAUUGGGAGGCGGUUGACAAUGCGCAAACAUGUAUUAAUCUUAAACUCAGUCACUUUAUCAUCAAUGACAACGACAAUCAUCGAGAUCUACACUCACUAUGGGUCAUGAAUGCGCCCAAUGUCCAGCUGCUACGUGUAACUGUAUUCUCCAGGGGCCCUCUACCUGAUUUAACGAGUUCAUCUAAAUGUGACAACUCUGCAUCCAGUAUGGACUUUGAACUGUCAUCGUGCCAAGAGCUGAAAGUUCUUAAACUCUAUGGAUACGGCAUAUGUUUGAAAGAUGUUGUCAGUUCGGCCGCAUCGGUAUGUCCAGUUCGGUUUCUACUCAACAAUGCAGAUCCAGCCGAUCACUCUUCUGAAAUAUUGCCCUCAAUUGAACACAUUGAAUUGGGAGAUGUCACAUGUUCCACUACCUGGCUACAAAGCCUGUUCAACAUUCUAAAGACACUCAAGCAUAAUGUAAAGUGUGUACUUGAGGACUGUGAAAUAACAUCACAAAUGAAAAAAUUCGACCGAAUGAUGCGGACACAAAUAUUGUCGUUGUCGUCCUUUAUGUUUCGUUCUUUUUGUAGUUUGGAAUUGAGUAUGGUAUAUAUCAACAGUCCUGAUCUGUGGAAAUUUCUAGAUGGUCUGGAUAUCAAGAGUCUUAGUCUUAAUAGUGAUUUAGUCUGUUCAACAAAUAAACAUGCUGCGUCGUUGGGGCACUCACUAUCGCUUACACAGUUUAAAGAACGUCACAUACACUCAAAAUAUGACGACGCAUUCGGAACAAUACAGUUGGAACAUUUGAUUGGUCUGAAUAUUACGAGUCUGAGACUGAGCAGCGGAUUGAACAGAUAUGCAAAAGAACAUGUAUCGUUGUUUUCUCAGUUUCUAUCAUCGCUUACACGGCUAGAAGCACUUAGCAUGGACAUGUUUGAUUUGGUUCCCAGCCAGUGGAAAGCUCUGCAUGGUCUGAAUAUCAAGAAUCUGAGUCUGUGUGGAAUGUUGAACAGUUUGGCAAAAUCACAUGUAUUUUGGUUUUCUCAGUCUUUGUCAUCGCUUACCCAGCUCGAAACACUAAGCAUGGAAAUGUAUGAUAACAAUUCUGGUCUGUUAAUUGGUUUGCAUGAUCUUAAUAUCAAGAAUCUGAGUCUGACGUGGAAAUGUUCGGCAAUGGAACAUUUAAUGUCGCAGUCUCUGUCUUCGCUUAAACAGCUCGAAACACUUAGCAUGGAGUUUAUUUGGUACAGCCCCUGUCUUUUGGCAGC
Dreissena polymorpha is the source of this 3939-nucleotide messenger RNA. RefSeq lists its product as uncharacterized. The transcript has 7 exons. Lineage: Eukaryota; Metazoa; Mollusca; Bivalvia; Myida; Dreissenidae. The coding region runs from base 222 to 2459 and encodes 745 amino acids. The record is from RefSeq and is a predicted model, not a curated record.